AUGUCAACAAGUCUGAAAAUUCAAGAUGAUUCAUCAGAAAGCUUGAUUUCAUGCUUCUUUGUAAGUAAUGAAUGGAAGGAGAAGGAAAUCAUUGAGGAUGACGAAGAGAGUGAUACUGUGACAUUUGACAUGAAGAAUACAUUUGUUUAUCGUCCGGAUUUGACAAAGACCACCAGUGGUCUUACUGGUGAUGAGAUUGUGACCAUUCCGCAUUUACUCAUAAUGGGAGGAUUAAUUGCAAUUCAACGAGACAUGAAACCCCUUCUCGGUAUUGCAAUAAAGGCAAUGACACAAAUAUUCGAUCCGACAACGCCAUUCCUAACAGCAAGAGUAAUGGACAUUUUAUUUGAUGGCGUUCCUAUUGAUUGUAAUCAUGAUGAGUUUGAGGCAACAACGUUCUGCUCAAAAUUGGAGAGUGAAAAAGGCUUUAAAAUUAUUAAUGAGACUCACUUAGCAUUCUCCAUACUUGGUGGUGCAAACGCAACUAGUAUGGGAAGAUUUAAAGUGUAUCGUGGCGUGAAGGAUAUUUCAAAGCUGGGCGAAGUUGUAUCUGUGAAUGACGAGGAGGAAAUGGAUGUGUGGGAUGGUGACUGUAAUAAAAUUCUAGGCACUGAUUCAACAAUAUUUGCGCCUUUCCAUCACAAAAGUGACAUUUUGUAUGCAUAUGCACCGGACCUUUGUCGUUCUCUAGGAGCAUCAUAUCUACGGCCAUCGAGUUAUAAUGGAGUUCCGACUGGAUUUUAUUCCAUAGAUUUUGGUGACAUGCAAAGUGAUCCAAGCCUGCAUUGUUUUUGCCGGGAUCAGGAUGUCGAGAAAUGUCCACCAAGAGGAACUAUAGACUUAUAUCCAUGCAACGGAGCACCAUUACUGGCAUCAAAACCACAGUUUUUAGAUGCUGACGAUAACCUCGUGAGGAAUGUUGAUGGAUUAAAUCCAAAUCGGGAUGAACAUGAUAUCUUUUUACAUUUGGAGAUGUUAUCGAGUUCACCAUUGUCAGCUGCAAAGCGGUUACAAUUUGCAAUUGAAAUUGAACCUGUCCAGGAAAUGACAAUAAUGUCAAAAUUGCGUACUGUCGCCAUACCACUUAUUUGGGUUGAAGAGUCGGUACAUUUAAAUUCAACAUACACAAAAAUAUUCCGCGGACUUUAUUUGUUUUUCAACGUCAAUUCAAUUAUUAAGUUCAGCCUGUGUGUAUUUGGAUGUAUUGGAUUAAUCAUAACUGUGUACGGAAUGUUUAGUGAAAAACUUCUGAAUAAAGUGAAUAAUCUAUCAACGCAACCUAUACCGCCACUACAGCCGUCAUCUACUAAAGUGGCUGUGGCAACAACAGAUGCAUUGCCAUCGGUUGAAACGGCUUCGGAGCUAGACGGAAAGGAGAGAUAUUAA
Messenger RNA from Chironomus riparius, 1386 nucleotides. Lineage: Eukaryota; Metazoa; Arthropoda; Insecta; Diptera; Chironomidae. The record is from the annotation of a GenBank genome assembly.